GACUAAGCCAGAAGAAGAACCCGAACCCCGCUUUCUCCUCAGGCGGGUGCCCGAUUGGGUAAUUAGUGCAGGCGCCUGAGCCUACGCCCACGCACGGCAAAACCGCUGUGGAGGAGCCGCCACCGGAGAAGGGCGAGGUGUUGUUGUUGAGUGUUGAGUGUUGUGUAGUUGUGUUUAUUAUUCCAUAUUCUGUAUUAUAUUCACUAAUACUAUCUACAUUAUCUAGAAUACUGCAAUCUGCUCACUCACCUCUCUGGAUCUGAAUCUAGAUAGCAGAUAAGCAGAGCACAAACCUGCCGCACUUAAAACCUCAAACCCUACUCAAACUAUACUCCAGGCGCGCCUCCACCAAGUGAUCCUCGGACGCGCUGCGCAUCACCACCGGCAUCUACACCGCACUCAGCUUCGAUGCCGCCAGACGCUCAAACGCACUCAGUUGCGUCCGACGUCAAUCCCUCGGCGAGCAGGGUGUCUGACGCGUCAGAUCAGAUACUGCCGAUCGCCGCGCGUGCUCUCAAGGCUCUUGGUCAGUCCGCCGCAGUCGCUGAUGAAGACUGUGAGCAGACGCAGGCCGGGGCCAACGCGCUCACCUGCAUCAGCUGUCUGGCGUGGAAACCCACAUACGAGUUCACUCUCGACGAUGAUCCCAAACUGUACAGAUCGUGCAGUCGCUGUCGGCUGAUGCAGUUAAGAGAAAGUUGCUCCUCAUCUUGCUCUAACUCUUAUCGUCAUUCUAACAUCUCCCAGCUCAACCAACUCGAACUCAUCUCCACCUCCAACCCCUCAUCCACUCCCACCGAAAAAGUCGACUGGACCCCAAGAAUCACGCGUCCCAGAUUCGACGGCGUGCAAUCCUACUCCGACUCAGACUCUCUCAGCAAAGCCAUCCGCGACGACCUUCGCGCUGGCGACUUUGAAAAUAACGCCAAACUAUUCGACUUCUCCUACUUCCUCACCAGCGACUUCCGUCUUCCCAACCGCCUGCGCAUCAAUGAUCUGCGCCAAAGCAAUGGCAAUUCUGCCGCUGUCAAUGAACGACUGGUCCAGCUUAUAUACAUCACCGCCAACAUCGUCUUUACGCGUCACUCCCAAACCCGAUCCGCAAAGGGCCUCAUCAGAUGUCGCUAUACCUGUACGCAAAAGGACGAAAGCGGCAACCGCAAUUCGCAAAAAAAAUCAAAGAAACUAAACAGAUCCCAGCGCGAACUAUUCCCCUGCGACGGCUCACUCGUCAUCGCAGAGCUACAAGACGGCUCGAUUCGCCUCACGCUCAAGCAUCGCUUCAUCCACACGCCUGCUGAGACUUCUCGCAUCAAGCGAAAGCUUGCUUCCAUGACCGAUUAACGACCUUUUCUUUUUGUCUUCAUUUUUGCUUUUCUGUACGGAGUUAUUGAGUGUAUUUAUAGGAAUAAAAUGCGUCUGCUUUUUAAACAUAUCAUAUCAUAUUGGC
This is a messenger RNA of Myxozyma melibiosi, 1450 nucleotides long. RefSeq lists its product as uncharacterized. NCBI's taxonomy places the organism in Eukaryota, Fungi, Ascomycota, Lipomycetes, Lipomycetales, Lipomycetaceae. The coding region runs from base 409 to 1344 and encodes 311 amino acids. The transcript has 2 exons. The record is from RefSeq and is a predicted model, not a curated record.